GAUCUAACAACACUGAAUCAUUUUCAACACUCUGAUCAAAAGAAUCAGUUUAGAAUGGACCGACUCCAGAAGGCUGGCUCUCUAGGGCCUGCUAGUGUUGAAUUUUAGUUUGCACUCAAGAGAAGAGAAGAGGAAACAAGGUGUUCAGCUGAAAGUAAUCGUUUGUUAAAGACUUCUUUCAGAGGCCUACAGUAAAGCAAUCUGAAUCUCAUUUGUUUAGUUUAAGCUUGUAAAUGAUGCACAGAGACAGUGAAACAGCAAAGCUAAAAAGGGGGAUGAUCCGAGAGAUGUCCAAGCUGCAAUUUUACAUGCAACGUUCCUCAACCUGAGCUCAUGGAUUGUUGAGAACUCAUAAUUCACAAUGAAGCCAGUGUUUUUCAGCAUGACUAUCCUGCUCAUUUCCUACAACAUUUUGAGCGAACAUAUUUACACAUAUUUUGGUCUGGUCAUCUGCUUCAUGCUCUGGGCUAAAACGGUAUUCCACACAGAAAAUGGCUUGUCGGAUGGAUUUGGCUGGGCGGUGUUGAUUACAGGUUGUGAUAGUGGAUUUGGACGUCACCUUGCAAAGAAACUGGACCACAUGGGCUUCACUGUGUUUGCUGGAUGUUUAUAUCCUGAAGGUCCUGGGGCUCAGAGUCUGGUUGAAGAAGGCUCUGACCGUGUAAAGGUGCUCAAGCUGGAUGUGACCAAAGAUGAAGAUGUCUGCUUGGCCAAGAAUUUUGUGCAAGCAAAUUUGCCAGAGAAGGGUCUCUACGCUGUGGUGAAUAAUGCUGGAAUCAGUGACUGGGGAGAGACCGAGUGGAGCACUGCCAAGGACUUCCAUAACAUGGCUGAUGUUAACCUCUUUGGUGCCAUCAGAGUAACCAUCCCAUUCUUGUCACUCAUUAGAGCAUCCAAAGGUCGUAUGUUAUAUGUGUCGAGUAUCUUAUCUUUCUUCAACUGUCUGAACAUGGGAGCAUACAGUAUGUCCAAACGGGGACUGGAAGCAUUUGCAGACUGCUUGAGAGUAGAGAUGGCCAGUUUCGGGGUUAAGGUCAGUAUUAUUCAGCCUGGAAAUUUUGGCAUAGCCACAAAGAUUCUGCACAAGAAAACCCCACAAGACGUAUGGGAUGAAUUUGAUGAUGCACGUAAACUAACAUUCAACCAGAAAUACAUUGAAAUGGCAUGUGAAUAUUUUAAUUCAUUGUGCACUUCAGGAUUUAAAGAUUGCUCUAUGGUUAUCAAUGCCAUGUUACAUGCUCUCACUGCUCCCAAACCUCAAACUCGAUACCUGCUUGUUUCCUGGAGAGAAAUGUUUUUUUUCUACAUAUGCCCUUUUCUCCCCACUUUUAUUACUGAUUCUGUGUUUCAUGCAAGUUCCAUGUAUCGCAAGCGUAAAGAAAUGCUUUACUUAUAAUUAGUUUAUUCAUAAUCAGAACAAGAAAGCUUGCUUUACAUAGAUGACUCAAGUCCUAAGUGUUGCUGUAAGACCGCUGUAACUCUAACAUGAGACAUGUUGCAAAGUUUUUCUGGACAACUGUACUCAAAAAUAUGUUCUAAAACAUUCUUUACCAUAAAUGUGUGUUAUUUACUCCUUUCACUUUGCUCUCUGAGUAAAAACAUAAUAAACUGUCAUAAUUAA
Carassius carassius (crucian carp) is the source of this 1621-nucleotide messenger RNA. RefSeq names its product retinol dehydrogenase 7-like. The coding region runs from base 362 to 1396 and encodes 344 amino acids. The record is from RefSeq and is a predicted model, not a curated record. Lineage: Eukaryota; Metazoa; Chordata; Actinopteri; Cypriniformes; Cyprinidae. The transcript has 6 exons. Gene Ontology annotation, molecular function: oxidoreductase activity.